Messenger RNA from Symbiodinium necroappetens, 459 nucleotides. NCBI's taxonomy places the organism in Eukaryota, Dinophyceae, Suessiales, Symbiodiniaceae. The record is from the annotation of a GenBank genome assembly.
AUGUGGCAGCCCGACCAUACUGGCACCAUUGAUAUUGCCAUUAACAACAACGGCGAAUGGUUCCAUGAAGGCGCUAAGAUCCAGCGACAGGCAUUAGCGGAUCUGUUUGCCACUAUUUUAAGAAAGGAAGGGGAUGCCUACUUUCUUGUAACCCCGGCGGAAAAAAUGGCGAUCCAGGUGGCUGACGUGCCUUUUAUCGCAACCGAUUUAGAUGUGCGCGGCAGUGGCAAAGCAACGGAGUUGUUGUUCACGACCAACGUGGGUGACUAUGUUAUGGCAGGGCCUGACAAUCAGAUUGUUAUGCGUGGAGAACGCCCGUAUUUACAUAUCCGCAAUGGCUUGGAAGCGCGCCUGACGCGCAAUGUUUACUAUCGGCUGAUCGAGCACGGCAUCGAAGAGGCGGAUCAUCUCUACGUCUACAGCCAAGGCCAACCCUUUGACCUUGGCUUGCUCCACUAA